GGGAAGCGAGGUCGUAGGAACAGUGUGGGAUCAUUGGACAGUACCAUUGAAGGUUCCAUUAUUAGCAGCCCUCGGCCGCACCAGCAGCGCCCCCUGCCUACUGGAGGUCUGUCUUACUGCCCCAUGAUGGUCCCUUCUUCUCCAGCAGCCUACCGGCCACACCGCCCUACUCAGAGCCCCGGUACAGGGGUGGGGGGUGGGCCGGGGCUCUGUCACAACCAGGGAGGGGUCACCACCUCCCCACUCGUGAGCGGGGGAGGGGCUGGGGUCGGAGGAGGGAUGGCGGGUGGGGUAGGCCCGACUGGCAGCGGCCUGCUGGGGAAUUUCUUCGGCAGCCGCAGAGGCAAGGUUCCUGGUCCCCUGACGAUGAUGUCACCAACUCCUCAGGGUCCUCCGAGUCCCCUGAUGAUAUCAUCACCCCCCCACUACCCCGCCCCCGCGCCUCCCAUCGUCCACCCAUCCUCCCCUUCCCCAGGCCCCUCCCCAUCGCCCAACCUCGGUCCAUCGGACUCGGGAGGAGUUGGAGGGGGAGGAGGUAUGGGAGGGGGACCGUCCAAGCUCCAGGCUUUGCACGCCCAGUAUUGCCACGGCAACAGUGGAGGAGGAGGAGUCAGUGUUACUGGGCACCAGCAGCAGCAGACGCCACCCCCACCCUACCACCAUCAUCACCGCUACCACAUGCAGAGCGUUCCACAGCACCACCCUCUUUCGCACAGGUUCUCCGCACCCAGGCGUCAGGGCCCGUCCGGCUGCGUUCCCUCUCAUACCCAGCAGCAUCAGAGGAUGCAACAUGGCCCCGCCCAGCACCCACGCUACAACAUGGCCUCAGGCUUCACCACGCCCCCUCCACUGUCCCCACACUCCCCCUUAACCCCUACUACCCCACACGGACUCUACCACUCGCACCCCGCGGCGGGACGACCGGGUGGAGGUGCCAAACUCCCGCUAACCAUCUCGCACUCUCAGCCCCACCCACACGCUCACACACACUCUCACAACCACGCCGCGCAUGCACACUCCCCCCUCAGCCCUUCCCCCUCCGUCUCCCCCUCCACCCACUUCAUCUUCUCUCCCCCACCACCCCAGACACCCUCGGCACGUCUCGUCAGCCAGACACCUUCUCAGCCCUACGCUCCUCAGUAUCCGCCCCUCUCCUCCAUCCCGCCUCCCCCUCCACACUCCCCCCUACCUCCACCUUCAACCGCACCACUCUCCCCGCACCCAGGGGUGGGGGGAGGGCAAGGGGGGGGGCCCAAAUCGAAACCCGUAAGCCGGAUCAGCACGGUUGUCUGA
Molecule: messenger RNA, 1293 nt
Organism: Paralichthys olivaceus (Japanese flounder)
Lineage: Eukaryota; Metazoa; Chordata; Actinopteri; Pleuronectiformes; Paralichthyidae
Source: RefSeq, a predicted model, not a curated record